AGAGAAAAGAGGCUUUGAAUCCCCAAGUUUUACACUGUAGAAGAGGAUCUGGAUCUUAACCGCGUUUGCCUAGUUCUCGGCACAACUACAAGUAGAAGAUAUCUUCUAUUAUUUUGAAUUACACAACAGUAAAAAGAAAUUAGGUUUUAUUACGUGUUCGGUUUCGCAGGGAAGGAUAAGGAACAUCAACAUACUCAUAUACAAGAAUUGUAACUAAGUUUGGAUAUAAUAUAAGAUUCGACGAAGCUCGAAUUUUUAUGUGUGUAAGCGUUGGCACUUCCUUCUUGUAGGAGGUUCAGAAGUUUGGCGAAUCUUUUUACAUCAACACAGUUAGUGUCUCAACCAAGCAAGAUGGCUCGUCCACUUUCAAAAAAGUUUCUGCAACUCGUGGUUGCGAGUGCCUUCGUUGGCGCCGGGUACGGUGUCAAGCUGCAAUAUAUGCAGAAGGCUUCUGCGAAGGCCAUGGAAAGAACUUGUCAGGAAGUCUGGGACGAAGCGAUGGAGAAGGCAGCGGCAGGCGAGGACGGUGGUCCAGAUUCAACGGCUAAAACGAAAUCCAACUUCUUCAAGCUGGGCUUGUUAACAAAACGUGAAGAGGACUGGCCCCACACUGACCGUGGCCGUCUUCGCUCGUCGGAGUUGCGUCAGGACAGAUUCUGCGGGGCUUAUCUGCGCAAAUUUGAGCCGACGCGGGAAGUUAAGCAGAAGAGUGUCCAAGACGCGAAAUCAGCCCUUAUAGCUAGUAGAAGCGAGAAAGCACCAGACGAGAUGACAGAGUUAGGGGCUGCGUUCCGUCAGGUUUUGCGAAGAGAGUGCUGCAUCCACGAGCCAGACGAGGAUGAUCGACCUUCGCUAUGGCAGUCAGUGGCUCCGCCUGCGACGGAUUCUUCGGUCCAACCCGCUACGGGUCCAGGACGUACUCCUGUACUUACUGGCUCUCCGGCACCGGUUACAACAACGGGUUCUUCCGGUUCGGCUCCAGUGCGUCCCCCUGAUUCGCCUGCGACGGCUUCUACGCGUCCAGGUGGAUCGUUCGUUCGCCGCCGAUCCCCAACGCAUACUCCUGUACUUACUGGCUCUCCGGCACCGGUUACAACGGGAUCUUCCGGUUCGGCUCCAGUGGAUUCCCCUGGUUCGCCUGCGACGGAUUCUUCGGGCCAACCCCCUGCGCGUCCAGGAUCGCCGGCGGCCGUGAGUCCUGUACCGUCGGCGCCUCAACAGGGGACGUCGAAUGCAGCGGAUGCGUCGGCUGCUCCGGUACAAGGAGCGGGUGCGCAACCCAACAAGGGCAGCAAAGGUUGCUGCUGA
This is a messenger RNA of Amoebophrya sp. A25, 1308 nucleotides long. The record is from the annotation of a GenBank genome assembly. Lineage: Eukaryota; Dinophyceae; Syndiniales; Amoebophryaceae.